This is a messenger RNA of Aspergillus niger, 267 nucleotides long. RefSeq lists its product as hypothetical. The record is from RefSeq and is a predicted model, not a curated record. The coding region runs from base 1 to 267 and encodes 88 amino acids. Lineage: Eukaryota; Fungi; Ascomycota; Eurotiomycetes; Eurotiales; Aspergillaceae. The transcript has 4 exons.
AUGGACGAAAGCCACACUGGUGAUGCUUUCGGUGUCUUGGGCUCGUCGAUUGGCAUCGGCUCAGGCAAGAUAAUUGUGUGGAGUAUAGAGACAUACAUUGUGAAGGUGGAAGGACGGCUAGAACAGAAAGAGUCACUGAAACCCGUCGAUGGGGUAUCUGUCCCUCACUACCAAGAUGGCAGAGAGACUACCUCCGUUGAUCCUGGUGAGGCCCUUGAUACAUUUAAGGCUAAAGUGGAUAAAUGGAAGGAUACCACGGCUACCUAG